Volvox carteri f. nagariensis is the source of this 927-nucleotide messenger RNA. RefSeq lists its product as uncharacterized. Lineage: Eukaryota; Viridiplantae; Chlorophyta; Chlorophyceae; Chlamydomonadales; Volvocaceae. The transcript has 6 exons. The record is from RefSeq and is a predicted model, not a curated record. Gene Ontology annotation, molecular function: antiporter activity; nucleotide-sugar transmembrane transporter activity. The coding region runs from base 1 to 927 and encodes 308 amino acids. Gene Ontology annotation, cellular component: Golgi apparatus.
AUGCCAGUCGUUUGGAUGGACCGCUUACCGACAAUAAAGCACCACGCCGAAGCUGUCACCUUUGAAGCCACUUGCAAGCUUCUUGGCAAAAUCAAUCGCAAGAUUGGGUCAUUGCACACUCCUGGCAAUCGCGCCAUGGCCGGAAGCGAGGAGGUGGCGAGGCGUGACCUCGUCCUGAAUGUUUUCGUGUGGACUGCUAAUGUGGGGUUCUACCAGGUGGCCAAGUUACUCAUGAGCCCGUUCGUGGCGGCUGUGGAGGUGUUGUGGCUGAAGAAGCGCUUUCCCGUAUCCGCCCUCGCUUGUAUUGUGGUGGUGCUGACGGGCGUAGCCGUUGUAACGGUUAACGACGUAACGGUCAAUGGUCCGGGCCUCGCCAUGGCGGCGCUGUUUAUCGUGACGGGAGGCAGUCAGCAAAUCCUGUGUGGUCAUUUGCAGACCGCAUUGCAGCUCCAAAGUCAUCAACUGAUGUCGAAUACGAGCUUCCUCCAGGGUAUGAUCCUCAUGAUCGUGGGCCCCUUCGUGGACAAGCUGGCAUGUAGCAAAUGGAUCCUGGAGUGGGAGGCCAGCGUGCCGGGCCUGGAAAUGUUGGCGUUAUCUUGUCUGUUGGCGGUUGCAGUUAACGGUUCCCAAUUUUUGGUGCUGGGUCGUUUCACAGCUACCAGCUUCCAAGUUUUGGGUCACGCCAAGACGUUGCUGGUUCUGUUAGGCGGUUGGUUGUUGUUUGACGAGCCAAUCAACCCUAGGAAAGCCUUCGGUAAGGUGGUUGGCGGGGUUGGAAGGGGAGUUAGUAGGGGUGAAGACGAGGACAGGGAGCAGAGGGGUGCCACAUUUUUAUGGGUUGGUCAAGGCAAGCUGCCGUGUUCUGUGUUUUGCCGGUGUUGUUAUCGUGCCAACGUGACAAGGGUGCUUUCCAAGGUCGUUGUGUGA